AUAGUGACAUUGUUUUUUAUACAAUACGUAUAUGAGUUGGUAGCAUUGUUUGAUUACACUGUUUUAAACUUAAAAUUCCAAAUAAACGUAUUUAUCUUAAGUAGAACUGAUUGUUUGGGAAUGUUUCCGUCUUAAUUUUUUAAUUCAUAUAAUUUAAAUUAUAAUAAAUAAAUUAACCUGUUUAUGAAGCUAAUGCAAAAGAUUAGUUAUGGACUCUGCUAUUACUAUUGGUGGCUAUAUAGUUCCAAACGAAGUGAACAGUGAAUUUUAUAAUACGACGCCUGCGACAAUGGAACAAGAUUCUGAAAUAAAUAGGAUUUGUAAAGAAAUAUCAUAUUCUACAGAAACCAUUAAACCAAAUGAUGUAUAUAGUGUUUUGAUAGAUAAUGUAUACGACCCUUCUAAGUUUUGGUUAAUCUUGCACGUAAAGGAAAGACAACUAUUUGAACAAUAUAUAACUAAUUAUUAUAAAGAGAAGAAAAUUCUAAUGACGGAGAAUCAUAUAAAAAUGUAUGCAACCUGCAUAGUGUGUAUAGAUUCUGUAUAUUAUCGUGCAAUUGUUUUACCUACACUUCUACAAAAUAAAGCAAAAUUACGUGUCUUUUUAAUAGAUUAUGGCCAGUGUGUGAAUAUUGCAUUAGAUAAUAUAUUUUAUAUUUUUAAGAAACAUAGAACUGUACCUAGAUUUGCUAUAAGAGGAGCAUUAGCAGAUGUAGUACCAAUAAAUCGUCAUGAACCAUGGACUCGAGCAGAUCUAUAUGAAUUUUCAUUGUUAAUAUCAGAAAAACAACUCUUAGCGAAAAUAAUAGAAAUAGAUUCCCAAGAAAAAGUGUUGCACAUAGCUUUGUUCAGCGUUAACAAAUCUGCAGUUGUUUCCAUAAACAAAAAGUUGAUUGAAAAUGGUAUAGCUACGCACGGAACGUGGAUUUACAAUUCUAACUAUAAAAUAAGCAAAUAUAGAAGGAAAAUCAAAUACAUGCAUUUGAUUCCUACUUUUCACGCUAUCGAAACUGGUAUGGUGCCAUCAUCUUUAUGGGAACAAAGUUUAAUCAAAGAAGUACCAUUGGAUUUAUUACAGAGACCUUAUUAUGAAUACCAGAAUAUUAAUUGCAGUAUUUUUGAUAGUUAGCAAUAAAAGGGAUCCAUGUAACUUACUGAAGAGAGAUUUUAAUAUACUGUAAAAAAAAUAUAAACUCCACUUAUGAAA
Molecule: messenger RNA, 1207 nt
Organism: Diorhabda sublineata
Lineage: Eukaryota; Metazoa; Arthropoda; Insecta; Coleoptera; Chrysomelidae
Product: tudor domain-containing protein 6-like
Exons: 2
Coding region: 209-1129 (306 amino acids)
Source: RefSeq, a predicted model, not a curated record